Messenger RNA from Labeo rohita (rohu), 1301 nucleotides. It is a transcript of the gene cfap418, whose product is annotated as cilia and flagella associated protein 418. The record is from RefSeq and is a predicted model, not a curated record. NCBI's taxonomy places the organism in Eukaryota, Metazoa, Chordata, Actinopteri, Cypriniformes, Cyprinidae. Bases 286 to 903 code for a protein of 205 amino acids. Gene Ontology annotation, cellular component: cytosol. The transcript has 6 exons.
GUGGUUAAGGCGAUGGACUAGAAAUCCAUUGGGGUCUCCCCGCGCAGGUUCGAAUCCUGCCGACAACGAAUCGUUUUCCGUUUAGGAACUCACACUAACUAGCAAACCCGGAAGCGUUAGGUCAGCAUCCAGAACACGUUACUACUAUGUUUAACAGGGCAGUAAAAUUUAUUUAAUAGAAUUUUACUACUUAUAUUACGCAUUUCUGAGAAGUUAGCCAAAAAAACAAAAAAAUAAUGCACGCGUUCCUAUGGUAACAAACGUGGCGUUCUCCACCGGAUAAUCAUGGCGGAUGAUUUGGAUGAUUUACUUGAUGAAGUCGAAUCAAAGUUUUGUUGCAGCACGUCAGCGUCCAAACAAUCAACGUAUGCUUUAAAACAAACGGACCAAAAAUGUGCGAAUCCCGAGGACAAGAAACAGUCGAGAAAGCAAGGAUGCAAAAGAUCUCAACACGACAAAGAUGAUAUUGACGCUAUGCUGCAGGAAAUACUGGAUGAUGACUUUCAGCCCAUCAGCACACAUGAACCCAUUGCAGCAAAGACAACCACAAGCGAUUCAUAUUUUGAGACAAUGUCCAAGAAAUGUUGUCCUGUUUUUCUUGGCGGAAGCGGUGUACCACACGGUAUUGGAACCAGCGUUUCCCAAAGGGCCUGCAACCAUUUAAGAUGUACGUCUUGCGAUUUCAGCAUAAUAAUGUUUGAUGAUCACGAGUGGGACUCAUCCUGUGAUUAUUUAUUUUUCAGGAAUAACAUGCCGGACUAUCACAAACUAAAAGUCAAACUGAGAAGGAAAAAGGGUGGGCGUGCAUACGCCUGUCAGUGCAGCUGGCACUCGACCCUGUCGCUCACAGACCUGAGGGAACAACAGCAGCUAAAGUGGGUUUGUGGAAAACACAAAGUAUGAGCACGAGUCUGCAACGGUUCUCCUCUGAAACCUUAUCUGUGUCCACCAGCAAGUGUUGCAGCAUGCUCUCCUCCUCACAAAAGAGAAUGCUGGCCAUUUUCAAAAUUUGCUUUGUGCAGUUUGUGGGGCUGGAUAACAAAAAGAAGUUUUGUUUUCUUCACGGAGUGUAGCUUUUUGUUUUGGUGUGAAGUAAUUGUCGACGCUUCACUGUCCCUUAGAAUGAUGAAGCAUUGUGGCUGGUUUUGUUAUGUAGACUAUUAUUUUGAAUAAUAAAAGGCUGUAAUGUAUUCAGAAAUUCUAACAUUUUUCACAAUUGAUAAUUAAAACAGAAAAAGAUUGGAUCCAUCUGUGAGGGUAAUAGUAGAAUGGCUGAUCAUUGUUUCGAUGUUUUUUUUUUU